This is a messenger RNA of Balearica regulorum gibbericeps (East African grey crowned-crane), 776 nucleotides long. Lineage: Eukaryota; Metazoa; Chordata; Aves; Gruiformes; Gruidae. The record is from RefSeq and is a predicted model, not a curated record.
GUGUAUGUCAUGCAAAUGACCAGUACAUUGAACAGUUCGAAGAUACUCUGAAUACCUCGGUGCCAAAGACAAUAGCUGGAUUUAUCGCUGAACCAAUUCAAGGUGUUAAUGGAGCUGUUCAGUACCCAAGAAGUUUCUUAAAGGGAGCUUAUCAGCUAGUACGGGAAAGAGGGGGUGUUUGUAUUUCAGAUGAAGUACAGACAGGAUUUGGACGGACAGGCAGCCAUUUCUGGGGAUUUCAAACACAUGAUGUAGUCCCUGACAUAGUUACUUUGGCUAAAGGAAUUGGUAAUGGCUUUCCAAUGGCAGCUGUUGUUACAACAAAAGAGAUUGCAAGUUCCUUGGCUCAAAACCUUCACUUUAAUACAUUUGGAGGAAGCCCUUUGGCCUGCGUAGUUGGAGCUGCAGUUCUUGAUGCUAUUGAAGAAGAUGGUCUACAAAAAAAUAGUGAGGACGUGGGAACGUAUAUGCUACUCGAGUUGGCUAAACUACGGGAUAAAUUCGAGAUUGUUGGAGAUGUCCGUGGCAAGGGACUUAUGAUUGGAGUAGAAAUGGUGACAGAUAAGGAUAGUCGCCAGCCUCUUCCAGCUGAAGAAAUCAAUCAGAUCUGGGAGGACUGUAAAGACAUGGGGGUUCUGAUCGGCAGAGGAGGACUCUACAGUCAGACAUUUAGAAUUAAACCUCCUAUGUGCAUUACUAAAAAGGAUGUCGACUUUGCUGUGGAAGUAUUUCAUUCUGCUUUACAGAGACACAUGGAAAGAGCAGCUGCAAAAUAG